Triplophysa dalaica is the source of this 4507-nucleotide messenger RNA. RefSeq lists its product as uncharacterized. The transcript has a single exon. The coding region runs from base 40 to 864 and encodes 274 amino acids. The record is from RefSeq and is a predicted model, not a curated record. NCBI's taxonomy places the organism in Eukaryota, Metazoa, Chordata, Actinopteri, Cypriniformes, Nemacheilidae.
GCUUCUAUUCCUAUUGUUGUUAAUUGCACCUCAUGUCAUAUGUUUAGUUUAGCCUUCUCUGUCAGCGGCGAGGGUUUUACAUGUGAUAAAUGCAGGGAAGUAGUUAGGCUGACGGAGAAGAUUUUAGAAUUAGAGUCUCGCAUCCAAUCUUUAUUUGAGGAUAGUAAGAGUGUAAGAACCGUAGAAAACACUUCGGAUGCGAGCAAUGUUAGCGCACACAGCUCGGUUCCGGUUGAAAAUCCCCUGCAGCUGGGAAACUUUGUGACGGUGAGACGGCAUAGUCGCAGGACAAAACAUCACUCAACCGUUCCGAUUAAAGUCUCGAACAGGUUUGCCCCGCUCAGUGACGCACCGACUGAGAAACCUGCUGAAAGUGCCCUAGUGAUCGGUGAUUCUAUUGUCCGGAACGUUAACAUAGAGACACCAGCCACCAUAGUCAAAUGUUUACCGGGAGCCAGAGCGCCUGACAUCAAGUCAAACUUAAAUGUGCUGGCUAAGGCUAAUCGUAAAUACAGUAAGAUUGUUAUUCAUGUCGGCACAAAUGAUGUUAGAUUCCGUCAAUCGGAGAUCACUAAAGAUAAUAUUAAAGAGGUGUGUGAGCUCGCAAAAACGAUGUCAGACACUGUAAUAUUCUCUGGCCCCCUUACUGCUUACCGUGGUGAUGAGAUUUAUAGCAGAUUAUCAUCACUAAAUGGCUGGUUGUCUGAGUGGUGCCUGCAGAAUAAUAUAGAUUUUAUAAAUAACUGGAAGAGUUUUGAGGGCAGACCUGACCUGUUGAAACGAGAUGGUCUCCAUCCCUCCUGGGAUGGGGUUUCCCUCCUCUCUAGAAAUUUGGCACACAGUCUUAAUAAUGCUAAAGUCUGACUACCUAGGGCCCAGGUCAGGAAGGAGACAGAAUGGCUUAACCAACUGUCUGCUUGCCGUCUCGCGUUACAGAAUACACAAAAUAUACAACAUGUAAUAAUCCCUUCUUACAAACAACAUAAAAUAGAGACUGUGUCUGUCCCCCGGAUUAGCAAACAUAAGAUAUUGCGUAAACCUCUUGAAAGUAAUUUAAUAAACGUUAAACAAAUCAAACAUGAACAAAAUACAGAUAAUCAACUGUUACGACUCGGAUUGCUUAAUAUUAGAUCUCUCUCAAAUAAAGCACUUUUUGUUAACGAUUUGAUAACCGAUCAUAAAAUAGACAUGCUUUGUUUGACAGAAACAUGGCUAAAGCCAGAUGAUUUUAUUACUCUAAAUGAAUCCGUUCCCCAUGAUUAUUACUAUAAACACGAGCCUCGUCUAAAAGGUAGAGGGGGAGGUGUCGCUGCACUUUACAAGAAUUCUUUUAUUACCUCUCAGAAGUCUAAUUUUAAGUACAGUUCUUUCGAAGUCAUGGUACUUCACGUAUCGACACCUAAUACUAAGGACAAAACAUUUUUAAAAUUUAUUCUAGCUAUUGUAUAUAGGCCUCCAGGGCACCACACAGAUUUUAUUAAAGAUUUUGGUGGGUUCUUAUCAGAACUAGUACUGGCCGCAGAAAGAGUCCUUGUCGUCGGUGACUUUAAUAUCCAUGUAGACAAGGAUACAGAUGCCUUGGGACUGGCUUUCAAAGACACUCUUAACUCCAUGGGCAUUAGUCAACAUGUGUCAGGACCCACUCACCUUCGUAAUCAUACUUUAGAUUUAAUACUUUCUUAUGGUAUAAAUGUGGACGAUGUUAAAAUCGUUCAGCAGAGUGAAGAUAUUUCGGAUCAUUAUCUGAUAUUAUGUUUGCUUCAAUGGCCUACGGCUGCAAAUCAAACUCCUUGUUACAAAUAUGGUAGAACGAUUACUUCAACUACCAAAGAUGCGUUUCUCGAUAAUCUGCCUGAAUUGUCUAAAAUAUCCAGCAUGAGUAAUAACGUUGACGAUUUUGACACUACUAUUGAAAAUUUUAACUCUACUUUCUCGGAAAUAUUAGACACAGUUGCUCCUCUGCGUUUAAAGAAAAUUAAAAAUAGCAGCCCAACACCGUGGUAUAAUGAACACACUCAGACUCUAAAAAAAGCAUCCCGUAAAAUGGAGCGCAACUUUAAGAAAACGAAUUUAGAGGUAUUUCGUAUAGCAUGGAAGGAUAGUACUCGAAAUUACAGGAAUGCAAUAAAAAUGUCUAGAUCCGCGUACUUUUCAACACUAAUAGAGGAAAACCAUCACAACCCUAGGUUCUUAUUUAACACCGUGGCUAAAUUAACAAAAAAUAAGUCGUCAUCGACGUCAGAUUCUGAUUAUCAGCAUAACAGUGAUGAAUUUAUGAACUACUUCACAAGUAAAAUCCAAGAUAUAAGAGAAAAAAUUAUAACAAUGCAACCUGUAGUGAAAUCCGCUGAACAAACUAACUACAGCAACCCUAAGGAGAAAUUGCAAUUAUUUUCUACAGUAGAUCACGAUGAACUGUCUAAAAUCAUUAAAUCAUCUAAAUCAUCAACAUGCAUGCUAGACCCUAUACCUACAAAACUACUGAAAGAAAUGCUCCCCGAAAUUAUAGAUCCUCUUCUUAGUAUUAUUAACUCAUCUCUGACAUUAGGACAUGUGCCUAAAGCAUUUAAGGUGGCUGUUAUAAGGCCUCUUUUAAAAAACCCCAAACUCGACCCUAAAGAACUAGGGAAUUACAGGCCUAUAUCGAAUUUACCUUUUAUAUCUAAAGUUCUGGAAAAAGUAGUUUCAACUCAAUUAUGCUCCUUCCUCCAAAGGAAUGACAUUAAUGAUGAAUUCCAGUCUGGAUUUCGAGCAUGUCACAGUACAGAGACUGCUUUGAUCAGAGUUACAAAUGAUCUGCUUUUAGCGUCUGACCGUGGCUGUAUUUCGUUAUUGGUGCUGCUAGACCUCAGUGCUGCAUUUGACACCAUUGACCACAGCAUACUUCUACAUAGACUCGAAAAUUACGUCGGCAUUAACGGAAUAGCAUUGAAAUGGUUUAAGUCUUAUUUAUCCGACCGUUUUCAAUUUGUAGCAAUAAACAAUGAGGUGUCCCGCAAAUCACAAAUCCAGUACGGUGUACCACAGGGCUCAGUCUUGGGACCCCUGCUCUUCGCAUUAUACAUGCUACCUCUAGGAGAUAUAAUAAAGCGACACGGAAUUAGCUUUCACUGUUAUGCUGAUGAUACUCAACUUUAUAUUUCCUCGAUGCCUCAUGAAACCCAGCAGUUUCAUCGAAUAAAGGAUUGCAUAGUUGACUUAAAAAUGUGGAUGAGUAACAAUUUUUUACUACUAAACUCGGACAAAACAGAAGUGUUACUUACUGGACCGAAAACUGCUAUGCGUAACAACCAAGAAUACUGCUUAACGAUUGACGGAUGCUCCAUAAAAUCCUCGUCAUCAGCUAAGAAUCUUGGCGUUGUAUUUGACAGUACUCUCUCAUUUGAAAGCCAUGUCGCAAACACCUGUAAAAUUGCAUUUUUCCAUUUUAAGAAUAUAUCUAAAUUACGUCAUAUGCUGUCACUGUCAGAUGCAGAGAGAUUAAUUCAUGCAUUCAUGACAUCAAGACUAGAUUACUGUAAUGCACUUCUAGGUGGUUGCCCUGCGGGCCUAUUACAAAAACUGCAACUGGUUCAAAACGCGGCAGCUCGAGUUCUUACACGUACAAAAAAGUAUGAGCAUAUAACCCCGGUUCUGUCAACCUUGCACUGGUUACCUAUAAAGCAUCGCAUUAACUUUAAGAUCUUGCUUAUUACCUAUAAAGCCCUACAUGGUCUAGCGCCGCAGUAUUUGAAUGAACUUCUAUUGUAUUACAGACCACCACGUACAUUACGCUCUAAGGGGUCCUGUCAGUUGGUAAUACCUAGAAUUUCAAAAUCAAGUGCAGGUGGUAGAUCCUUUUCUUAUCUAGCGCCUAAACUUUGGAAUAUUCUUCCCUGCACGGUCCGGGAGGCAGACACACUCUGUCAGUUUAAAUCUAGACUAAAGACUCAUCUUUUUAAUCUUGCAUACACUAUACCUCCAUAAUAUUAAUCCUCAGAGGAUUUAGGCUGCAUUAUUUAGAUCAACCGGAACCAGGAACACAUCCAACAACAAAUGAUGUACUUGUUGCAUCAAAGAGUGCAGAACAGUACUCUACUCUCAGCCAGUCUUGUCUCUUUGUUCCAAGGUUACCGCAGGAUGCAGUUCAUGCCCAGACCUGAUGGCAGAGCUGAGAAUGGGAAGCGGUGACCUGACAAGUGCUAAGAGGAUAGAGCUGGAUAAAGGACGCGACAACUUUGUUUUUUUCUACAACAUUUCAAAUGCUAUUAGAUUGUUAAUGAUAAUCUUUAAUUUUUAUAUUUUUAUUAAGUCUUGUUGUGCAAGCACUGAUGAGCUUGUGCAGAGGCAGCAGCUUUUGCCAGAGGGGAACUGGAAUCCCCUGGUUGGGCCUGGGUUCCCCUGAGGUUUUUUUUCUCGAUGGGAGUUUUGGGUUCCUCACCACCGUUUGCAUAUUGUUUUGCACUAUCUGCCUGGCCGGGGGGGCUGCUUUAGAAUUCAUACUUGUAUUAAAUGUGUCUCAUGUACA